AUGAGUAAACGCUCAUCCUCGUCUGACGUCCCCCCAGCCAGCGCCUCCAACUCCCCCGGAAAAAGCAAAUCCAGCGACAACAGCUCCCAGACGUUAUCCACCAAGGUCAAGAAGCAGAAGGGCUCCUACAUGCUUGACGAAUGGGCCAAGUCUCCUGGCAAGGCGGACCCGUGGUCCUCGGUCAACCUCUCCACGGUCUCAUACAAAAGCCGUGGAUAG
Molecule: messenger RNA, 219 nt
Organism: Penicillium nucicola
Lineage: Eukaryota; Fungi; Ascomycota; Eurotiomycetes; Eurotiales; Aspergillaceae
Exons: 2
Coding region: 1-219 (72 amino acids)
Source: RefSeq, a predicted model, not a curated record